UUAUGUGGCGUGGUGGUAAUCGGCAGGCAUGAAAAAUGUUGGUCAUAUUCAUGGACUUUUUUGUUCGAAAGACAAACUGUAUUAAUCCAACUCAUUUUCGAAUGAAGUAACUUCUCACUUAAUUAUGAAAUUACGUACACCAUUAGGACGAAAAUUUAUAUAUAAGUUGUAUUAUGUGACUGGUGCAGCUUACGAAAAUAAUGCGGAUAUUUUUGCAAGAAAUACUGGCUUGUUAAAAUGUAGCAGGCGAGGGUUGAGAACUCUAACUAGCACACAUCUAACACAUGUUACUAGUAAUAAUAAGGAAUUAGGAAAACCUUGGCGCGUAUUGUUUUUCGGCACAGAUGACUUCUCCCUUCCGAGCCUGAAAAUGCUUUUCAGAGAAUUGCAAGAUGGUGGUUUUGUGAAGCAACUUGCUGUUGUGACAUCUCUGAAAGCAAAGAAGAAUCCUGUGAGGGACUUUGCAGUGGCAGCUGAGUUAGCUGCAUUCAAUUGGCCAUUCCAUGCAGUCCCUGGAGACUUUGAUGUUGGACUAGUGUCAUCAUUUGGGCAUCUAAUUUCUAAAUCCAUAAUUGAGUCAUUCCCUUUAGGAAUUCUGAAUGUUCAUGCCAGCCUGCUGCCUCGCUGGAGGGGUGCUGCUCCCAUCUUCUAUGCUAUCCUGAAUGGGGACUCCGAGACUGGAGUAACCAUUAUGCAGGUGAAAGCUCACAAGUUUGAUGUAGGCAAUAUUGUUCUCCAGGAGCGCUGCCCUAUCACUCCUACAGACACAGCACCAAUGCUGAAGGUACGACUAGCUGAACUUGGAGCCAAACUUCUUCAGGAGACUCUGAAAGACCUGCCCCACUGCCUUCAUAAGUCUGUACCCCAGCCAGACUUCGGUAUUACAUAUGCUCCUCGUGUUACUUCUUCUCUGGCAGCCAUUAAGUGGCAGGACAUGGCUGCAGUGCAGGUUUAUAAUCUGCACCGGGCACUAACGGGAUUAUACUCAUUGUCCACAACAUGGCAUGGACUACCCAUAAAGCUGCUGGAACCAUCAUUAGAGAUUGGAACUUCUAAGCAGGAGCAACAGACUGGGAACAGCUGGCUACUAAAUAGACCUGGUUAUGUGGAGUUGGAUCAUAAGAGUCGUGUCCUGCGUGUGUUGUGUGCAGACACUAAGUGGAUUAGCUUCAGAGCCAUUGUUGUGCCUGGCAAGAAACCAAUGUCACCAAAGGACUUCUACAAUGGAUACAUGUCUAAACAUAGUGUAACUGAGUGGACGUUCACGUAAUUUAGUAAGUAGGUUGAGGAUUUAUAUCUAGUCUAUCAUUUUUUAUUUUUCUCCCUUUCUGUACUAUUUUGAGAAAUAAAAUCUGAAUGUCAUAGUGUUUUUUAA
Molecule: messenger RNA, 1375 nt
Organism: Cryptotermes secundus
Lineage: Eukaryota; Metazoa; Arthropoda; Insecta; Blattodea; Kalotermitidae
Product: methionyl-tRNA formyltransferase, mitochondrial
Exons: 5
Coding region: 125-1270 (381 amino acids)
Biological process (GO): conversion of methionyl-tRNA to N-formyl-methionyl-tRNA; biosynthetic process
Cellular component (GO): mitochondrion
Molecular function (GO): methionyl-tRNA formyltransferase activity
Source: RefSeq, a predicted model, not a curated record